AUGGCGGACCAGAGCGCCCAAAUCGUCGUCACGGCCUCGGUAUUCCUCCUCCUGACAUGGGUUGCCGUCAGCCUCCGCGUGUAUUGCCGCACGGCAUUGGUGCGAUCAGUCGGUAUCGACGACAAGAUCAUGGUCUUCCUCUUGCUAUGGUGGAUCCUCGAGCUACUCAACGUCGUCUCAACAUGUCUCCUCAAGAUCUCCGUUGGCUACUUCCUCCUCCGAGUCGCACUCGAUCGGCCGCACAUCUGGAUAAUUCGAGCUCUCAUGGUAGGUACAGUUGUCUUCGGAACGACAUACCUCUUCAUGGUAGCUUUCCAGUGCAGACCAGUACCAACGUACUGGGAGGACGGGCCCAGAACACUGGAAAAGUGCUGGCCCUCGCGGGUAAUUUACAUCAUGACGAUUGCGGCGACAGUCAUCAAUACGAGCGCCGACUUCGUUUUCGGUGCUUUGCCGUGGUUCAUCGUCAGAUCCAUGAACAUUCCGGUCGGGACCAAGAUCGUGGUAGUGUGCAUCUUGGGGCUGGCUGCUGUAGGAAGUACUGCGACUAUUGUUAGAGCGUUCUAUAUCCCGACGUUACUGGACGGCGAGGAUUUUCUUUACGGAACCUCCAACUUUGCGAUAUGGAGUACAGUAGAGCCGGGGAUAGGCAUCGUAGCAGCCUCGAUAGCAACGUUACGACCUCUGUAUCAAAUGAUGCUUGCCAAGAUGGGUCGUUCAUCGGUUUACCGUCAACGACGAGACAGAUUGGAAAGACAACAGGCUCGCAGGAAUGAGACGAGUCGGGUGGUGCGACAGGCACACAACCUCGAUCCGGAGGAUGGGCUGGCCGAUUCGGAUAUCACCUCACCCCACGGGAUCCUUGAAGUCAACCCGCCCUCUCAUCACGUCAGCAAACAGACAGAGUCGACGGCCAAGACGAGCUCGUCUGGGAUUGGAUCUCCACGACUGGGAAUGAGCUUGUUCGAUGUGGAUGUUCCAACGUCACGGUUGAGACUCAGCGAUGAUCUUCGGCGGACGAUGGAUAGGCCUUCUGAGGAGUGGUUAUCGAGGGUCAAGGAUUGA
Colletotrichum lupini is the source of this 1065-nucleotide messenger RNA. RefSeq lists its product as uncharacterized. The coding region runs from base 1 to 1065 and encodes 354 amino acids. The transcript is spliced from 4 exons. The record is from RefSeq and is a predicted model, not a curated record. NCBI's taxonomy places the organism in Eukaryota, Fungi, Ascomycota, Sordariomycetes, Glomerellales, Glomerellaceae.